CUCAGGACAUGGGACCUAAAAAACUACACUUCCCAGAAUGCACUGGUAGCAGCAAGGAGGGACCUGACACCUGGUGCUUGACACCUGAUCAGUGAUCACUGAUUGAGAGCACCUGGGAAGGACACGGGGGAGCUCAGCCAGUCUGGCAAACGAUCUUCAGAAGAGAGACACGAGGAAAGAACAAAGAAGAGCCAAGUCCACUCAUGGAUUCAGUCCAAAGACGCCAAUGCAUUCCCCGUCGUCCCUGUUCCUGAUCCAUCCUGGGCUACAGUAGAAGUGCUGCUGGAGAGAUCAGGCCUGCGUGUCGCCUACCACUCGGUCUCCUCCUCUCUGCCUUUCUCCCUCUGCCAUUGGUUAGCACGAGGCAGGCUCCGGGAUGAUGAUGCCUGGAAAGGGAGGAGGAACUGGUCCAGCUCGGAGGAGGCGAGAGGAGGCACCAGGGACCCGGAGUCCGGCUCCUCUGUAGCGGAUCCGCGGAGAGCUACGCGUCGGUAUGAGUGCGCUGACUAAAGGACGUUACCUCUUCAUCCCGGGCCUCCUGCUCCUCGUUUAUUGCACAGCAUCCGUGAUCUCCAAAGGUGCCACAGGCGAUGCUCAGCCGGACGCCCUGCCCUCGGUGCAGGGCACCCUGCCACACUUCAUCCAGGAGCCCGAGGACGCCUACAUCGUCAAAAGCAACCCGAUCAAGCUGCGCUGUCGAGCUGCACCCGCCUUACAGAUCUUCUUCAAAUGCAACGGGGAAUGGGUGCACCAGAACGAGCACUUUUCCCAGGAGUACAAAGAUCUCAACACUGGGCUGAAGGUGCGUGAGGUGAUGAUCAAUGUGUCCCGCCAGCAGGUGGAGGACUUCCACGGCCCUGAGGACUACUGGUGUCUCUGUGUGGCCUGGAGCCACCUGGGCACCUCCAAGAGUCGGAAGGCGACUGUCCGCAUCGCCUACCUGAGGAAAAACUUUGAGCAGGACCCCCAGGGGAAGGAGGUGCCAAUCAACGGGAUGAUCGUUCUGCACUGUCGCCCUCCAGAGGGAGUGCCUGUGGCGGAGGUGGAAUGGCUGAAAAACGAAGAGCUGGUGAGUUCCCUGACUGACGACAACAUCGACACCCGAGCCGACCACAACCUGAUCAUCAACGAGGCGCGCCUGUCCGACUCGGGCAACUACACCUGCCUGGCCAGCAACAUCGUGGCAAAGAGACGCAGCGCCACGGCCACUGUGAUCGUGUUCGUGAACGGCGGCUGGUCCCUGUGGACGGAGUGGUCGCCCUGUAACGUGCCGUGUGGGCGGGGUGUCCAGAAGCGAUCUCGAACCUGUACUAACCCGGCACCUCUGAACGGCGGGGCUUUCUGCGAGGGCAUGUCCGUGCAGAAGAUCACCUGCAAUGCACUCUGCCCAAUCGACGGAGGCUGGGACGAGUGGAGCGAGUGGACGGUGUGCAGCAGCCAGUGUGAUCGGCAGCGGAGUCGGGAAUGUAACUCCCCAGCGCCCAGACACCGAGGCAGGAUGUGCGAAGGGAACAGCGAGGCCUCGGAGAACUGCACAGAUGGACUGUGUACCCAGAAUCGAAAGCUGCUACAUGACGUUAAACCUCAAAGUAUGGACAGCUCCAAUGACGUGGCUCUGUACUCCGGCCUUGGAGCCGGCAUCAUCGCUGUGGCCAUCCUCGUGGUGGCCGUCAUGCUGUACAGGAAGAACCACAGCGAGUACGGCGUGGACGUCAUCGACUCCUCGGCUCUCACCGGGGGAUUCCAGUCCUUCAACUUCAAGACCACCAGACAAGGCAACCCUCUGCUGCUCAACUCCUCCAUGCAGCCUGACCUGACGGUGGGCCGGACGUACAGCACCUCCCUCUGCUUCCAGGACGCCACAGACAAGGAGCUCUUCGACCCCCUCCCCGACAUCAAAGUCAAAGUUCAGAGCUCCUUCAUGGUUUCACUGGGCGUGGCCGAGCGGGCCGAGUUCCACGCCAAAGGUCCCGCCGAGACCUUCCCUCGAGACCUGAGCCGGGACUACUGCGGCACCAUGGACAGGCGGAAGAAGGGCUUGCUCACACUCAAUGGGCCCUUCAGCUCCUGCAAAGAGCAGCUGAGGACCAGCGGCGUUUUUGGCCACCCUGGAGGGCGACUGGUGGUUCCAAACACAGGGGUCAGCCUGCUGGUGCCUCAUGGAGCCGUGGCUGAAAAUAUGUCCUGGGAGAUGUACAUGGUGAUCAAUCAGGGAGAGGCAAGUGUCCAAACACUGGAAGGCUGUGAGAUCCUCCUGGGUCCAGAGGUGACGUACGGUCCUCAAGGCUUGGACCUCUUCUGCCCAGUCGCCAUGACCAUCGCCCACUGCGCCGAAAUGGACGCAGAGAACUGGAACGUCCAGCUGAAGAAGAAAACCCAGGACAACAAAUGGGAGGAGGUGAUGUCGGUGGAGCAAGAGUCCACGUCGUGUUACUGCCUGAUGGACUCGACGAGCUGCCACCUGCUGCUGGACCAGCCGGGCUCGUACGCCCUGGUGGGCGAGCCGCUGACGCAGGCCGCUGUCAAGAGGCUGAAGCUGGCCGUGUUUGGGAGCAUGGAGGCCGGCUCCGUGAGCUACAGCCUGCGGGUGUACUGUGUGGACGACACGCCACACGCCUUUCAGGGAGUGGUGGCUGCAGAGAGGUCCAGAGGGGGUCAGCUCCUGGAGGAGCCAAAGAUGUUGCCUUUCCGAGCGAACACCUUCAGCCUGCAGGUGUCCAUCCAGGAUGUUCCCCAGUUCCUGUGGAGCAUCAAACCCUUUACCACAUGUCAGGAAUUCUCCUUCCCCCAAGUGUGGUGCAGCAACCAGCAGCCCCUGCACUGUGCCUUCUCUCUGGAGAGAUACAGCCCCGCCACCGCCCAGCUCUCCUGCAAGAUCAGCGUGCGUCAGGUCAAAGGCCACGAGCAGAUCCUGCAGGUCUACACGGCCGUGGCCGAGACUGAAAAGGAGUCAGUUCCAUUUUUUAUGCAGACCGACUGCACCAUCACGUCCCAGACGGGGUCCAAGGCCUUCAAAAUCCCCCUGUCCAUCCGCCAGAGGAUCUGUGCCACCUUCGACACUGCCAACGCCAAGGGCAAGGACUGGCAGCUCUUAGCCCAGAAACUCCACUUAGAUCGAAAUCUGGGCUAUUUUGCAAAGCAGCAGAGUCCAUCGGCGGUCAUCCUGAGCCUGUGGGAGGCUCGCCACCAGGACUCUGCUGACCUGGACUCUCUAGCCAGCGCCCUGGAGGAGAUUGGAAAGAUCCACUCCAGAAGCUCCCCUAAGGACCAGGAUGAGCCGGAGACUGACUUCAAUCACAUAGAAGCGGUCAGUCUGAGCGGUCAGACGACAGAGGACUCAGCUCCUGAAUACACCGGCUGAGAGGAGACGCAGCGAGCCAGCACUGACAGACUGAAGCUUAUAUCUGUGAACGUGCACAGCCAGUGAUGGACAACACACCGCGGCGGUGCGCUGGAAGGUCAGCAGGUUGUCGGUGAGUAGACGGUGCCGGCGGUCAACGGGCCGACCAAUCACAACAGCUGGAGGUGAGCCGGCGCCUGCUGUGGCUCUGCCCCUCUCUUUUAAGAAUCUGUCUGAAGAUGGACUGUAAAUCUGUUUCUGCCUUUUCACUCAGUUCUUCAGUUCCUUUUAACUUAUUCCUUUCUUCUUCUUUCUUUACGUUGAUGUACAUUCAUUCCCUUUUGUGUCGGAUAGUUUAUGAAACUGUGUUAGAAGACGAGGGAGUUCUUUUCCCACCAUCUCCCCUCCUUCCCCAGCGGUCCACUCAGUAGCUCCCACCUUCCCUUCCCACCCCAAACUACCCCGACCCUCCCUCCCCUCGCUGUCUCAAAGAAUGAAUGCAGACCUAAAAGCUGCUUUUUUUUUGGUGUCCAAUAUAAUAUUUUCAAAGGGAAGCUACUGAUUGCUUAAAUGUUGUGAUUGUGAAUUUUCAAAUCCAGGUAUCCCAAAACUGACCCAUUUUCACCUCUGAAGAAAAUAAGUCUAUGGGAAGUUUGGCACUUCAUGAUCGUUUAGAUAAAAAAUUAUCUGCAAAAAACCGGCAUCAGCCCCGGUCUAGCUCUGAAGGACCGCUCAGCACACACAUUAUUAGAGAGAACUGGCGUCAUGUGGCAGAGAGAGAUUUCAAACCGUCACAUUUCUCUUCAUUCCAGCUUCCUCCACCGCCUGAUAGACGCAGGAAGCUGUAAAACAUCAUUUCCUGUCACUGCAGGGAGCGUCUUAUCACCCAUUUCCUGCCAUUAACACCCGUCACAGAGACUUCAUAUCAGGCCCCGACACACCCGACUGCCCCACCAACCCCCCACCCCCACCCCCAGCACACACAUGCACACAUGCACACAUGCACACUGACACGUCACUGCAGAGGUCACGUGCACGUGGGACUGUCUGUAUGCUUACUGUUCAACAAACAAUGUGGGGAUCCUGAUGGUGUCUGAAAUCCAACACAGUCACACAUCAUCUGAGGGAAGCAGCAGUUUACAUCAGUGUGUCUGAGUCUUUACUGAAAUGAUGUAGAACCAAAAACUACUUUUAAUCAGAGGAAUUCCCUCUACAGCAUCAGAAGUGUUUAAGUUGUUCCAACUCGUAUUUUCACUUUAUUUAAAAGGCAUUCUGAAGUAUUAUGUGCGUAAUUAUCGCAGUUAUGAACACGAGUUUUUGAGGUGGCAAACAUAAAAAAUAAAUAAAUUGCUCCAGUUAGACUUCCUCAGUAGUUUAUGGCUUUUUGUUUUUUUGUUCAUGCAGUAGAUUUCAAAUGAUCCAAUCUUUCAACAGCAAAAGGUUUUCUGAUUAACUUUUACUUCUGAGCUGCAGCUGUGUAUUUGAAUGCUUAAUAAAUCAAUCUUGAAAACAACAAAUUUGAGUUUAAAUGACACACAAUGUCAUGCUGAUGCAGUUACCUAUGUUCUGUCGAUCGAGCUCAGAUCGGACAGAAGGGAACAUCUCUAUGGGCGAUUGAAAGGAUGACCAGCAACAUGUUGCCGUGGCUCAACUGUUACUGUUUCAUACCUGUCGACUAGUCAGUAAAAUUUAGAAAUACACGAGACGUCAUGAAACUUAUCGAUGAUGUGGAUCAACCCGUUGGUAGCGGAGACAUUGGGAGUGGUGAUGGAAGCUCCGCCAACAACUGUGACCUUGCCACUCGUGGAAACAGGAAGUGAUGACAGCAGUGAUGUCACAGAGGAAGUCAGACGGUAGAAGAAGAACCUCUGGGGUGGUUCCAGGACGUGGAGUCUUGUGGGUUGUGGGGAGGGCCUCUGUGGAUGAGGCUUGUUCUGACGCAUCCUAUGGAUCCUUGAUGAGGGCUAGUGGUUGAUAUCUAUCCGAGAGCAAAAAUGACUUUAAAAAGAGUGAGUUGAAGUGUUCUCCUUUCAGAUUAGUCCAAGAUGAAAGCCAUGGAUUUUAUUCAUGUCUUGUUCUCUAUGAGUGGAGAAAACAGCUCAUGUGACGUCUUCUAAGAGCAGACUGCAUUUUAAAAUUUAAAGACCUAAGUCCAUCAUUUUCUUAUAGAGGAUUGAAGGUAAAAUCAUGAUUGUGAUGAGUUAUUAUUUUAUUCUGUAGCCCUGAUUCAGCACUAGUCUUCUGGUUCAGUAUCUUCCUGCAGUCUGAUCAUCAGCUGGAUCUCAGUGGGACUUCUUCUUCUCUGCAUCCUCUUUCCUCAGUGUUGGUUGAGGAACGUCCAGCAGCUAAACAUCUCAUUCUACACAUCAGGAACAGACUGACAGAGACAGAGGAAGUUAAAUUAUACUUUCCACCACUAUGAUGUAUGAUGUAACUGCUGAGUCACAUCCAAUCACAAGAGGAGGAUUAGCAAAGUGCUGCUUUGUGAUAGGAGGAGCUCUGACAGCCAAUCAGAUCGACUCUUUGAUGAAACCACAUCAGUUCAGACAUACAGGACAGAAAGUGAACCUAAAGUAUCGAUCUCGUUGCAUCGUUCAACAUCAGUACCGAUGCUGGGAUCCAUAUUAUCGAUAUCUGGAUCGAUCCGCCCACCUCUAGCUGUUCGGGUUGUUGUGUCAACACUGUGGGAUCUCUGACGUGUUCCUCCAGUCAUUUCUGACCAGGUGUUUGUAGUGUGGCAGGAUGUGUCUUCCUGCUGAUGGAGAGGGCUGUGAUUGGUCUACAGCAGUGUUUAGGUAACUGUUGAUCCUCGAUGAGGAUGAUCAUCACCUGUGGCUGAUCUGAAUAUUGUGGCUCAUCGGUGUGAAGAGGUGGACAUGUCUGAGUUUCAUAGAAACCAAUCACACCUCUGCAGCUUCAUUCUAAGGUGCUGGGUGGCGUUCUGUUCAGUCCUUUCACAUUACCCGAAUGUUUGGGGGAAAAGCUGUUGUUUGGACUUUUUCUGCCAAAAAUGAAAUGAAAAUGUUUGUCUGUGAUAAGAACAUGUGUAUAAAUAGACCUCAUAUAUCCAGCAGGCAGAGCAGCAGUGGCUUUACUAAACUGUUGGAACCAUGUUGUCAUUCCAGGCACACAGUAGAGCUCAAAUACACAAUGCAGCCAGUUCCUUUAGAACCGACUCAAAGGUUUAAUUACAUUUAUAACAGGUCUAUUUUAACAUUCUAAAUUCUGGUUGUGUGUUAUUCUUUUGAAAAUCCCCUCAGGUGAAAACCAGGUUUGUUUUUAACCUUGUGAGCAUCUCCACAUUGUGUUUCUACACUCCAGAAGACAUGCCGAGAGCUAAAUAAGCAGUCAACAUAAUGGUCAUCUUAAAACAGCAGCAACAACAGUCUCAGCAACAUGAACUCAGACUUCCAGGGUUUCAUCCAGAACAAACCUGAGGAACCAUCCUUUCUGUUGCAGAGUGUGGCUCUCUAGAUCUUUAUUCUUCCUCAGAUUAGUUCUGGUUUCAAACAUUUACGGCUCCAUUAUUAAACCUUUGUGUGACCGGAGCAGUAAAAUCACAGCAUAAUAACUUAUAAAUAACCACAACUCCUGAUGGUUCCUUUGGUUUAGUACAUUCUGAAAACGUUCACAAUUAAUGAAUUAUCUUUUUAUAAAACAUCAUGAACAAACUGAACUUUCUGAAGAAAAAUAAGUUCAAUUUCAGCAACAUUCAGCCUCAGUUUAUCAUUUCCACAUUACAACUUCCAGAUCACAGAGUGUCUACAAAGGAACACAACAUUUAGUCAUCUGGAACUGAACCAUAGAGGAUUUACUGGAGGAACAAAACAACUUGUCAAGAUCUAGAAAUUAGUUUAAACUUAUGGUUAAUGUCUUCUGUGUAAUUUUUACACUUUAAGGGCCGGAUUGGACCCUCUGGAGGGCUGGCUUUGGCCCACAGGCCGCGUGUUUAACACCCCUGUUUUAGAGGAAACAACUAAAUAGAGUUACAGCUAAGAUAUUUAAGGCAGGAAGGGAUUGAUUUGACCAAAAGAAAUUCUCCUGAGUGUGACUUUAGAUCAUAUUGAUAAAAAAAGAAGCCAUUAUUAUUGGCUGUAAUGUUUUAUUAAUGACUACAGACUGUCCUCCAGUCCACCCACAGAAACACAACACUGAAAUGAAUUCAUUUUAAUGGUGCAGAAUGAAUAAAAAAAACACUGAAAGCUCUACACAGACAUAAAUGAAUGCCUGUUUCCAUCCAGUGCUCUCGUGAACAUUAGGAUCGGGUUUGAUUCUCUAAUCAGUGCACGACACCACGUGAACGAGAUCCAGAUGAACCACAAAGACAAUAAGAAGAUGUUCAAAGCAUGAUGGGAAAAUGUCAUUUAUUCCAUGCUUUACUUUGAGGAAGGUUAUAGUUCAUUCAGAUCUGAUGUUUUCAUACGUUCUCCAUCUAUUCACAGCUUUCACUUAUUUAAAUCCUCAACAUGCAGUUCUGUGGAUUGACCAUUUGGGGUAUUUCUCAAUCCCACAAUACCUCACAACAUGGAAGUAGUCAUAACUGCACAAUAUCAGGAGAUAAGUGGAGACAUUCAGUAUGAGGAAGGUGGUGCUAGUGGAAGCAUGGACCUGAAGGUAUUUUCACUUUUACAGCCUCCCUGUUGAGCUGUAGCUCCCAGCCAUCCUCUGCUUCAUCCACACCAGUCUUACACACCUCUGCUGCAUUACAAGUUAAAAGCAGUGAAGUAGAAAGAACACUGUUGGGCACAUUAAGAGUAUCAGAGACCAUCUCUUCACGUCGGUACAGUAAAUGAUCUGCAUCAUGAACUUUGCUGUAAGGUAAAUAAACUCAGCCUAUGACUAUUAUUUCUGGUUUUCUGUUGGCUGUUUUUUAUGAUAAAGGGAGAUAGAUGUAUUUUCAGUGUUCCGCAGUGGUACAUCAGGAUUUAAAGCGACACUGAAUCCAUCCCAGAGUAUUUCUGACCUGAUACUGUAUCUAUGAACUUCAUCCUGCCACGAUAAUGAACUGUUUUUGCUUUUCUGCAUCGUCUCUAUGCAUCUCUAAACUAGUUAAAAUUCAUCUUUGAUGUGAUUUAAGCUGGUAAGUGAAGACUGUGAACUGGAAUCUUUCAAUUUUUUUUCUCUUUAAUUGUGACUAACUGGAUUUUCCUUUUCCUUAUUGCAAGCAAAGAGUGUGACAAUGGAACUGUGUGCUUCUGUAACGCUUAGCGGUGGCUUCUGUUGCAUCCAGAGCAUCCUGUCUGUGUGCUUCACCCAUCACACCCAUCACUCACCUCCAUCCUGGAUGCGUUCAGCUCUGUCUGCUUGAUCCCAUCAGCGUGUUCAAAUGAAGUUCUUUUAAUAGUGAGCUCACACACACUCACACACACACACUCUCUCACUAUGUAUAAUGCUUUGGUGUCAGACUAACCCUGGUUCAUGAGAUAAAAGGUUCACUGUUGGCCUUCUGUCCCUGCGUUGGUCGGCCUCAUGCUCUUUCUGCUUCACGCAUGGCCUUGGGCUUCAUAUCACUAUUCUUGUGCCUUGUUUAACUACUGUAAAUGGUGAAUGUUGUAAAGUACAGAUGGGGAUGAAAAAAGAACAAUUAAUCAUACUGACAUACAUUUAAAGGUAUUAGUUGAAAAAGUAUUUAAGAUUAUAAUAUUGACUAGGCUGCAGAGCUUUUCUAGUGCUGAACAUCUCUGUUUGGUAACGCCAGGGCAGCUUUGUGGUAUAUUGUAUCUAUAAUUAUGGACAUUUUGGAUGUUUUCUGUACAGUAGAAUUUGCAAAUGUAUAUGCAGCCUUUUUGGAAAUAAAUGUACAGUUGAAAGAUCA
Messenger RNA from Amphiprion ocellaris (clown anemonefish), 9155 nucleotides. RefSeq names its product unc-5 netrin receptor Db (gene unc5db). Lineage: Eukaryota; Metazoa; Chordata; Actinopteri; Pomacentridae. Gene Ontology annotation, biological process: netrin-activated signaling pathway. Gene Ontology annotation, cellular component: membrane. The record is from RefSeq and is a predicted model, not a curated record. Bases 494 to 3361 code for a protein of 955 amino acids. The transcript is spliced from 19 exons. Gene Ontology annotation, molecular function: netrin receptor activity; protein binding.